AUGAUGGGGUGUUGGGUUUUGAAUGAAAGUCUCCCCAUCAUGGUAGUACUCUCAUGGCUGGGAGUGAACUUGUAUCUCUUUAUGGUCACGUUCCGUUGGUAUGAAGAGGAGGAGUCUUUUCUCUACACACGAGUUAUUUUGGGGUCGACACUGGCUUGGGCGAAGGCAUCUGCACUGUGCCUGAAUUUUAACUGCAUGUUAAUCCUAUUGCCUAUCAGCCGAAACUUCAUCUCAUUCGUGAGAGGAACAAGCACUUGUUGCAGAGGACCAUGGGGAAGGCAAUUAGACAAAAACCUCAAAUUCCACAAGUUAGUCGCCUAUGGAAUAGCUGUUAGUGCAGCCAUCCACAUCGUGGCCCAUUUGUUCAACCUGGAGCGCUACCACUUGAGCCAAUCGGAGGAGGCCUCUGGGCUUCCGGCUGCACUUUCCAAACUUGGCAACAGCCCAAAUGAGAGCUACCUCAACCCCAUCCGGACCGCCGGCACGAACACAGUCAUUGAGUUGCUAACGACAAUAGCAGGCAUAACUGGCCUGGUGCUCUCGCUGGCUUUGAUCCUGCUCAUGACCUCCUCUACUGAGUUCAUCAGACAGGUCUCCUACGAGUUGUUCUGGUAUACACACCAUGUUUUCAUCAUCUUCUUUAUCAGUCUGGCUCUCCAUGGGGCAGGUCGGAUUGUUCGAGGUCAAACUCCAGAGAGCCUCUUGCUGCACAAUGUCACCUUCUGUAGAAACCACUAUGACAAGUGGCACGCAGUCGCCCAGUGUCCCAUGCCUCAAUUUUCUGGCAAGGAACCCUCGGCUUGGAAAUGGGUUUUGGGACCCGUGGUCUUGUACGCAUGUGAACGAAUAAUUAGGUUCUGGCGAUUUCAGCAAGAGGUUGUCAUUACCAAGGUGAUAAGUCACCCUUCUGGAGUCUUGGAACUUCGCAUGAAGAAGCGUGACUUCACAAUGGCUCCAGGGCAGUACAUCUUUAUCCAGUGCCCGGCCAUCUCCCCGCUGGAGUGGCAUCCCUUCACCCUCACCUCAGCCCCCCACGAAGACUUCUUCAGCGUGCAUAUCCGGGCAGCAGGAGACUGGACAGGAGCCUUGUGUGAGGCCUUUGGGGCACAGGGACAGGACCUGAAGGAUCCCUGUAGCCUGCCAAGGCUGGCCGUGGAUGGGCCAUUCGGAGCUGCUCUGACAGACGUGUUCCACUACCCCGCGAGUGUGUGCAUUGCAGCUGGAAUCGGAGUCACUCCCUUUGCUGCACUUCUGAAAUCUCUAUGGCACAGAUGUUGUGAUUCCCAGAGCCAGCUGAAGCCAAGCAAGGUGUAUUUCUACUGGAUCUGCCGGGAUGCAAGGGCAUUUGAGUGGUUUGCCGAUCUCUUACUCUCGCUGGAAACACAGAUGAGCGAACAAGGGAAAACUCACUUUCUGAGUUACCGUAUAUUUCUCACUGGCUGGGAUGAAGACCAGGCUCUUCACAUAGCUUUACACUGGGAUGAGAAUACUGACGUGAUUACAGGCUUAAAGCAGAAAACCUUCUACGGGAGACCUAACUGGGACGACGAAUUCAAGCAGAUAGCCUACAAUCACCCCAGCAGCAGCAUUGGCGUGUUUUUCUGUGGACCCAGCGCUCUCUCAAAGACGCUUCAAAGGAUGUGCCGCUUGUAUUCAUCAGCUGACCCCAGGGGUGUACAUUUUUAUUACAACAAGGAAAGCUUCUAG
This is a messenger RNA of Lepus europaeus (European hare), 1707 nucleotides long. It is a transcript of the gene NOX3, whose product is annotated as NADPH oxidase 3. The transcript has 13 exons. Gene Ontology annotation, cellular component: NADPH oxidase complex; plasma membrane. NCBI's taxonomy places the organism in Eukaryota, Metazoa, Chordata, Mammalia, Lagomorpha, Leporidae. Bases 1 to 1707 code for a protein of 568 amino acids. Gene Ontology annotation, biological process: defense response; superoxide anion generation. Gene Ontology annotation, molecular function: superoxide-generating NAD(P)H oxidase activity. The record is from RefSeq and is a predicted model, not a curated record.